AUGGAGAGUCUUCCAGGGGCAGAGAGCCUCCAUGGUCCAAUUCCGGAUAACCAGAAUUCCACGGUGCCACAAGCGGACUCUGCUGCUGAGCAGUUUUCUCAUUCCAAUCUCUCGCUGUCAUCUCCUCUAGCCCAGAAGAGAAUUUCCUCAUUACCUCAUGGCAAGACGGCCCGACAUGCCAAACGCCUCACCUUGAACUUUCCCAUCAAUCUGAACGAACCCGAGACACCCGAUAACGUCACUUCACCCGGCGCCAUCACCCCAGUCACACAGUCCUCAACUCGCCCUUCCACUGCUCAGCUGCCGGGAACCCCCAUGGCAUUUGAUGUCCCCGAUGAUGGCUAUGACUUUUUGCGGGCCAUCGCCUCGCAGGAGCGGAAGGUCAUGGAGCUUCGCGAGGAGCUCACUCGGGCCGAGGCAGAUCUAGCGACAAUCAAGAAGCAAUGGGCACUGUCUGAAAAGUCUAGGAAACGGGCGGAGAUCAACCACGCGGAGCCACUGGUGCCCCUCCGAACGCCGGAUUUCUCAAUGCCCGAGCUGCCGAGUUCGCACGGCCGGGGACAGAGCAUAAGCUCAGUGGCAAGUUCCACAGUGUCACAGGAACGGAUGAGCCGGGAUCUAGGCAGACGGUCUAGCCUGCGUGCUGCCGCCGCCACACCAGGAACCAAGAUUGGGAGCAAUGGUCGGCGAGUGUUUCACGGCACACAUACACGCACAUUAUCUCUCUUGUCGCCAGUCUCCGGCCCCGGUAUUUCUUCGCGCGGAGAAUCCGGUUUCCCAGAUGCUGCCAGUGAACGCGUGGGUCGCACUCCGCGGUCUGCGACCUUACCAUCGGUCGACCGCAACAAUGCCGCUUUGAUGGGUGCACAACUAGGCGAGAGCCAGGUACCGGAACAUCUACUCGCACAAUGGCAGAAGACGAUUCCGCCACCAUCGCGGGAGGCCUUGGUGCGCACAGGCAAGCAAAUGGCAUCCGAUCUUCGCGAGGGUCUGUGGACAUUUUUGGAAGAUAUCCGACAAGCUACGGUGGGCGAGGAAGGAAUCAACGGCACAAAAACACGAUCCUCACCAUCCAACUCAUUGGCACCAUCAAAUGGUCGAAAGCGGGAUUCGUUGGCGGCAUCCCGGAGUCGAGAACGGUUGCUAGCGGACGGCAGGCCAUCACGAUCAUCGUCGUCGUCUUCGCGGGGGAGGGGGCCAGCGGCCGAGACAAAAACUGGUAAAGACACCAAGCCGGCGGAAAUUUCCACAUCUUUCUGGAAUGAAUUCGGCAUUGAUACACCCGCUCAGAAGUCUCCGAACGCUCCGCGCACCCCCUCCGACACCAAAGCCGCCAACCGAAGCGAGACGAACGAAGCCGAACACCGCGGCCACCGCUCUAGUAGUUCAAUCGAUGCGCAGGAUGAAGAUUUCGACAGCUGGGAUAGCUGGGACACGCCCCUAUCCGCGCACAAGACGCAUACGCCCUCAUCGAGUCGAUCCACAGUUGCAUCCAAACAUGAUCAGUCGCCCACCACACAGGAUAGCAGCCCUCGAACCAGUGCUAGCUUUGGCGAUUUGUACCCGGCUUCCUCUGCCCUUGAUCCUAGUGUCACUGAGGGCAUCCCCUGGCCUGCAAUUACCAAGCUUGCUCCAUCGAAGCUUCAACGGACUGCUUCCAAUCUGAUGGCAGAGUGGGAGCGCUCGCUGUCGCCUUCUUCGGAGCGAACUGCCUCUCCUUCAUUCAGUCGCAAGGACAGCAAGAAGGAUUAA
Messenger RNA from Penicillium digitatum Pd1, 1752 nucleotides. NCBI's taxonomy places the organism in Eukaryota, Fungi, Ascomycota, Eurotiomycetes, Eurotiales, Aspergillaceae. The record is from RefSeq and is a predicted model, not a curated record.